Ctenopharyngodon idella (grass carp) is the source of this 2298-nucleotide messenger RNA. Its product is annotated as perforin-1-like. The coding region runs from base 399 to 2147 and encodes 582 amino acids. Lineage: Eukaryota; Metazoa; Chordata; Actinopteri; Cypriniformes; Xenocyprididae. The record is from RefSeq and is a predicted model, not a curated record. The transcript has 2 exons. Gene Ontology annotation, biological process: immune response; leukocyte mediated cytotoxicity. Gene Ontology annotation, cellular component: membrane attack complex. Gene Ontology annotation, molecular function: pore-forming activity; calcium ion binding.
UUGUCGAUAGGGGCGCAACUUUAAUAAACGCUCCUAUGGGUCGUAUUUCAGGGAAGUGACAAACAACCUAUAUGGGUGUAUUGGUUGGAGGACAUGUUGAAGAAUUGUCAUAGCCACGUCAUGGCAUAUCAUUUGUACCACAAACCAUCCCACAACCACACACCCAUAAAAUGACAGGGUAGAGAGAAGAUACUUCAUGACUCAUUUUUGAUCAUCUCACCUGGGAAUUCAAUGGUAAGAAACAGAUAAAUUAUAUUAUUAUUUUAAAGAAAAAAGUCUUUUUCGUACUUGUACACUUUUUAAAAUGUUUGUAAUUUGUUUAAAAAUAAGAUUGUUGUUUGGGGAGGUUAUUGUUACAGUAUCAGUUCACUGUUCUCGUACUGUAAAAUUUGACAAUAAUGAUUAGACAGAAAUGUUACUAUCUCACUUUACAGAUGCAGUUGCAGGUUUACCUUGUUGUUUUAUGGCCAUUACUUCUCGUGGCUUUUUCUAAAGAUGAUGACAGAGAUGCAUCAAAUGCAUGUGAGGAUACUCCAUUUAUUCCAGGACACAAUCUUGCUGGAGAGGGAUUUGAUGUUGUGACCAUGGAGCGAAAAGGUUCAUACUUGAUCAACAUGGAAAAAUGGGAUUUAGGAAACGGCACUUGUAAAUUGGCUAAAAAUGAUUACUUCAAGGGAAUAAAACAGAAGCUACCAGCAGCAGUUGAAGACUGGAGGACUUUGCCAAAGUGUUCAAUGAAAGUUUCAAGUCAGAUCUUUGAAUCAAGUGAAGCACUGGUCAAUGAUUCAUCAUCAGCACUCUCGGUCAGCUGGAAAGUUGGUUUAGAUAUUAAAGUUGCUGGAGCUGCAGUUGGAAGCACUCAUUCCAGGGAAGCGAAAUUUGCAAUGACAAAAUCAAAACAAGACAAAUACAGUUUCACCAAACAUGAAAUUGCAUGCAGCUUUUACAGAUAUCAUGUAGCUGAAAACCCCCCUCUUAAUGCAGAGUUUCUUGAAGCAAUCAAAUCACUUCCUGCAUCCUACGAUCCAGACGCCUACCGCAACCUGAUCACCACAUAUGGCACUCACUAUAUCAAAGAUGUCAAGUUAGGGGGGCAAAUGAAAGCCAUAACAGCCUUCAAAACCUGUCAGGCAACAGUGAAAGGGCUUACAGAUACUGCAGUAAAAGACUGUUUGGAUGUAGAAGCCUCUGGUACAGACCACACAGCAGACGUGAAGGCAGAAAACCAUUUUUGUAAAGAACAGAAAAAGAAGAUGGGGACAAAUCAAAAGUUCAGCGCCAUGUUCAAUGAGCGUCAGACAGAGAUUAUUGGAGGAAAAAUAAAUGGAGAAGAUCUGCUUUUUUCUGGUUCAUCACACCCAAAUUCCUUUAAGCAGUGGCUUGAGUCUUUGAAGAGCCUCCCUGACAUUGUGCACUACUCUCUGAAACCCCUCCAUUUCUUACUGAAUACUGAACACCCUGCCAGGAAAGGACUGAAGAGAGCUGUUGAAGAAUACAUAAUUGAAAAUGCUCUUAUGAAGGUUUGCUCUGAGCCUUGCGAGAUUGGCAGGAAGAGCAGUGCAAGAGACAGAUGUGCUUGUGUUUGUGAAAGUAGUCAAAUUAUAAAGUCUAAUUGCUGUCCAGUUGAAAAAGGACUUGCCACCCUGAAAGUCUACAAUCUCAGAGCUAAAGGUCUGUAUGGAGAUGUACGUACUGAAACAGAUGGUUUUGUAUUAGUUAAAUAUGACACACAAAUUAAGCGCACUGAGACUAUUGAUGAUAAUGACAAUCCACAUUGGUCAGAAACAUUUGAGUUUGGUCCUAUUAAAUUCAGUGUGGACAAUAAACUAACUUUUGAAGUAUAUGAUGCAGACAGAUACUGGAACAACGAUCUCCUUGGUACAUGCUCUUUUGAUCUUAGAACUGGAGUUGUGCAUGACACUUGUGUUUUUAAAUAUGGUACCUUCUUUUUUACCUAUGAAGUGAGAUGUGCUCCCAGUCUAGGGGGCCCACAGUGUAAUGAACACAAACCUUCUCCAAUGGCUGCCCCUCUGGCUGACAUUUUCAGCUCAAGAAAUGGUGUGCUGGUUAGAGACAUGCCAAGGCUUGAAUUAGCUUUAAGACAAAAAAAAACUUCAAGAGUGGUUAUAGACAGCAGAUAUAUGUAAGAUUACAGUAUGAGCUAAGAUCCUUUAUGCUUUUUAUAGCCAUAAUCUUAGAAAAGUUUCAUAAUGAUCCGAUGCUUAAAUGCUUAAGAAUAAAUUUUACUUUUACUUUUUCUUUUAAUUCAAAAGUUUUAUUAAAGCAUUCAUAAACCCA